Molecule: messenger RNA, 779 nt
Organism: Amoebophrya sp. A120
Lineage: Eukaryota; Dinophyceae; Syndiniales; Amoebophryaceae
Source: the annotation of a GenBank genome assembly
GUUUUUGCACAAGCGCCGUCAACAUGGAUUGCGGUAUCGUGUCCAUAAUUUUUUGACUAUGUUCCUCUGAGGUUGAUGGCAUUUUGUCAGAAAACCAGGCAGGCUUUCGCAGUUACCGGCGGGCGAUAGAUAAUACGCUGGCGCUACGGAUCGCGAUCCAAAACCACAAAGAAAAAGGCGGGCAAGGAAAUGCGCGCGCUUUUCAUCGACCUUGCGCAGGCGUUCGAUACCGUCCCGCGCACGCUAAUCGCGCAAGCGAUGCAGCAUUACGAAACGCCGCAACACACGCGGGGCCGGUUUUGGGCCCUGUACGACGGGCACAGUUUCGCGGUAAAAAGGGAGGGCGAGCACAGCAGCAAAACCGAAACCAAAACAGGCACAAAACAGGACUGCCUGCUGUCUCCGUUGAUUUUCAACUUGUGCCUCCAGUACGUUUUAGAUAGAGUGGACUUGGGGGAGGGGCUACACUUUACGCGCGGCAGACUCCUGGACGCAAGCGAAAGCCUGCACACCAUGCAGCUAGGCCAUCUUCUGUACGCCGACGACCUUGCAGCUUUUUCGCAAUCUCUAGAUGAGCUGAAAGCCACAACAAAAACCCUUUGCGAAAAACCCGCGGGCUUCGGGCUGCAGGUGAACUUCAAAAAAGCGAAGCUCAUGAGUUUCAACACGCCGCACGACCAAAGCGUAGCGGUUUUAGAAGUAGAAGGAAGUAAAAUCGAGCGGGUCCCCGAGUUCUCGUACUUGGGCUCGCUCAUUUCCGAGGAUGGCCUGGACGAAAA